CCAGCUGCUCCCUUCCCACCGCCCCAGGAAGGUUGUGGGUUCUCACAGCAGCUGACGUGUCUCUCGCCGAGGAGAGGGCUGGAGCAGGGUGGCAUGGCGAGGAGAAGGCGAGCUGGUACCAUGGGCACUUCCAUCUUCCCGUGCCUCUUUGUCAUCCUGCUUACCAGAUGCUCCCCAGCAGGGUGUGCUGGAGGGAGCGACUCUGCAUCCCACAGCACAGCCAGCGCCACAGACAAACCUGUCCUCUUAGACAACAUCCCGGAUGCCGAAGCCUUCAUCAGUGGUGCAGAGGUGGCAGUCAUUGGAUUCUUCCAGGACCCGCGGAGCCCCGAAGCGGAGCAGUUUCGCCUGGCGGCCGGACAGAUCGCGGAGGUGCCCUUCGGCCUCAGCAGCAGCGCCGCCGUCCUGUCCCACUACGGCGCCUCGGAGAACACCGUGGUGCUGUUCCGCAGGGUAGACAAUGACCGACGGGAUCUGGAUAUGAACAACAGAGAGGUUGAUGCCAAGAAGCUGACUCGCUUCGUUCGGAUGAACGAGCUCCGCCUGGUGACAGAGUACAACCCUGUGACAGCAAUAGGUGUGAUGCAGAGCUCACUCCAGUUUAACCUCCUCCUGAUCACAGACAAGAUGUCUCCAAAGCACCCUGAGCGAAUGCGCAAGUUUCGGGCGGCGGCAGAGCUCUACAAGGGGAAGAUUCUCUUUAUCCUGUUAGAUAGCAAUUUGAAGAGCAAUGAACGAGUAUUGUCGUACUUCCAGCUGAAGAAGUCCCAGCUGCCAGCUCUGGCUAUAUUCCACACACCAGAUGACGAGCACGAAGUGUUGACUGUGGAUGACAUCUCCAUUGAGCGUGUACAGGACUUCUGUAAUCGUUUCCUACAAAGAAUGCCAAAGAAAGAAGACAAAUCUGAGGAGAAGCCCCUCAAUGAAGAACUCUAAUUCUUUCUCAGCCAAGAGGAUGACUGUAGCCAGAGUCUGAUUCUGGUGUAUGAAGAGUUCACUCUGCCCUACAGCUCAGCAAUUCCUGAGCCAAGUCAGUCAUGGAUUCCCAUCAUCCUUCCAUGUACAUACAUGCUGCAUGUCCGUCCUCUUCAGGAAUCUCUUCUCUCUUAUCUCUUCUCAUUUAUUGGCUCCAGAGCUCUUUUUUUCAGUACUUCAAGACCUCUGGUAUUGCACUACAAUAUGUCUUUCUGUGCCACUGUUGGAGCAAAGGGUGGCACACUAAAAUGUCAAUAUCAGAAGUAAAGCUAGUAGUUCCAGGGAUCUGUUUCCCUCAUUCUUUUGGGUUUUGGUGCCAUGCGGGGAUCCACUGUCAGCCUUGCCUGAUACUACAAACAGAUUUGUUGCUUGAUAUCACAUUAAUUUUUCCAUUUAUUUUACUAAUUAAAGCAGUAAGUGAAUGGCCUGAA
Molecule: messenger RNA, 1406 nt
Organism: Motacilla alba alba
Lineage: Eukaryota; Metazoa; Chordata; Aves; Passeriformes; Motacillidae
Gene: ERP27
Product: endoplasmic reticulum protein 27
Exons: 7
Coding region: 94-936 (280 amino acids)
Biological process (GO): response to endoplasmic reticulum stress; protein folding
Cellular component (GO): endoplasmic reticulum
Source: RefSeq, a predicted model, not a curated record